Messenger RNA from Clonostachys solani, 456 nucleotides. The record is from the annotation of a GenBank genome assembly. Lineage: Eukaryota; Fungi; Ascomycota; Sordariomycetes; Hypocreales; Bionectriaceae.
AUGUCGCUCCGAAUCGUACCAGAGAACAGCAAGGCCACCUCCUUCAGCCACACGAACCGCACCACCUCCGCGCCCUCCGCCCCGGGCGUCCACGACACCCUCCGCCACGGCGUCGCCCAGUCCCCCUUCGACGCCGCCGCCGGCAAGCCCUCCUCCGCACACCCCCUCGAGGCCCGCCUCAAGAGCUGGGAGGCCACCCAGGAGGCCCUCCGCAUGGAGACCCUGCGCCGAACCUACGGCAUCGCCGAGCCCGUCCGCCGCGGCAUGGAGCUCAAGAUCGUCCGCGACGGCGAGUGGCGGCCCCUCGCCCUGGGCGGCGGCCUGCCCAGCGUCCACGAGGACAUCCUGAAGGGGAGGGACGACAUGAUCAGCUGGGAGGAUGUGUACACCGGUGAUGAGAUGAGGGGCGUUCCUGGAGUUCACGAUGAGAUGGAGCGGAAACUCAAGAUGCAGUAG